AGGGGGGAUCUGACAACUUACCAAAUGUCACAACCUCGGGGUCGGCGCCGCGAUCCGGAAUGACCUUCAGAUCACCCUCGAGAACGGGGAGGGCGCCACAGGCUGUUAGCAGAAGGGCUAAAGGGCCAGUGAGCCCCGAGGCGUCAGCUAAGGACAUUCCCGAGCCGAGUGGAGAAAAGGAAGUUGUGGACGUUCCGGGAGAAGAGGAUGACGAGGAUGACAGGUUGAGGAAAGAAGAGGAUGAAAAGGCCGAGCAAAGGGCCAAGAAGAGAAGUGCCAAGCCGGACACAGAUCAGGCACAAGAAGUAAAGAAGAAGAAAUACGUGGUUCGAGUGGAAGAGGGGUUUGACGUGGAAGAGAUAAUGGACAAGAUUCUCGAAGGUCAUAACCAUCUUAUGAACUUGAAGGACGUCCUGGCCUCAACGCCUAGUCUCAGGGAUGAGCUAAGGGCGGGACUAUCCAGAAAAAUGGUAGCCAGUGUACGGUUAGGGACUAUAAUCCCUAAGGAGGCCAAGUGGGCCGAGACAGGCACGAAAAUGGACUGGAAGUCGGUAGUCUGUGGAUGCCUCGAUGUGGUGGUAAAAGGAACGACGUGCACAACAAUGGUGGAUAUCGGCGCCGAAAUGAACCUCAUAAAGGAGGCAGAUGCAGUGCGUUUAGGGAUGGAGGUAGACCACUCCGACAACGGGGUUCUGAUGGGAGCAAACAGUCGGUCGAUUUUCAUAGGGACCACGUCAUCAGUGAUACUGGAGAUUGGAAAGGUAAAGGUCAGGAGUUGUUUCUUUGUAAUGCCUGACCUUGAUCACCCCAUCCUACUAGGAAGGUCAUUCCUGAGCAGGACAGAGACGGUCAUCCUCAAUAAACAUGACGGAACUAUGUUCCUCGUCCCGUGCGAUCCCGUAUGUGGGAAUUACGAGUUUAUUACUUGCAAGAACACAGGGCCCAAGAGUGUCAGGAACCGGCCCAACCCCGGUUCGUUCAGAAUUGAAGAGUCAGAAGAAGAGAGGCUGAGAAUUGAAAACAACAGGCUUGAGGAUAUAAGAGAGCCUGAGGCGCUGACUCUAAGCUUGGCGAACAUAGGCGACGCUAUGGACAUAGUGUCGACCUAUGGGAUGGCGGAUCCAGAGGCUGUGGAGGCCUUGAGGGAAAAAGUAGUAGAGCAAAUGGGCGCAGGGGAGAUGAAAUUGUUCAAGCGCGAGACCUUGGCGGUUCUUCACUGCUUAAGAAUUUUCAGAAACUACCUCUUUGGCAGUAGGUUCGUGUUGAGGGUGAAUGCUACGGCGCUGGCCGGCUCUCUCAAGAACUUCGCUCCUUCAGAUCCCGCUAUCGCCAGAUGGCUAACGUACAUCUGGAUGUUUGACUUUGAGUUGGAGCGGAUUCCCGGGACCAAGAAUAAAGCAGACGGGUUGAGUCGCGUCGACUGGGACAAGAACAAUCAGGGAAUGAUCGAGGAUACUCCACCAGUUGACGGGUUUUUGGACAGCGAGGAGGAUGUGAGACUUCACAUGAACUCCUAGCAUUGGCCGUGGGGGGCCAGGUGGACUAGCCAUAGAAGUCAUUCAUUCACAUCAACAAACCUCAAUAAAACAUAGCACCGAGC
This is a messenger RNA of Chara braunii, 1600 nucleotides long. The record is from the annotation of a GenBank genome assembly. Lineage: Eukaryota; Viridiplantae; Streptophyta; Charophyceae; Charales; Characeae.